AUGAUAUCGAGUGUAUUUUUUUUAAAUCACCAUGGCGAGGUGAUCAUUGAGAAACAGUUUCGGGAGAAAUUGCCUCGUACCAUUCUUGAAGACUUCUGGUCGACUUACAUGACGCCGCUGCGCUCUGUACAUGAGGCCCCUGCGGUGACACCGUACAGUCGCUUUGCCUUUGUACAAAUUCAUCGCAACGACGUAGUUCUCUUGGCGAUUCUAACAAAUGAAGGGUUUCCACUGCUCGUGAUAGAAAUCCUGUCCUUGAUUGGCUGGGUGGUCCAGGAGUACCUUAAGGUGUUCUCUGAGAAUACACUACGUGAGAAUUUCUCCGUGGUGUAUCAGCUUUUGGAGGAGCUCAUUGACAACGGCUAUCCUUUAACAACAGAGAUGCACGUCUUGGAGGAGUUGGUGGUACCACCGACACUAGAGAACAAGUUCCGGAACGUCUUGGACGCACCGAUGAAGAAAAGGCGCCGUCAUUUAGGGGUACGCUCCGUCCCUUGGCGGGAUCCGCUGACAAGGCACACUUCCAAUGAAAUUUUCUUUGACGUUGUGGAAAAGUUUGAUUGUAUAGUCGACUGCGAGGGGAAUAUUGUGCGAGCGGUUGUCCGUGGUGCCGUGCAUGUCAACUGUCGUUUAACUGGCAUGCCUGAUGUUGUCGUCCGGAUGGCAAACCUGGACUUUGUUGAUGAUUUUGCCUUUCAUCGAUGUGUUCGUCGACAUCGAUAUGAGACGGAUCGCACCAUUACUUUUAUCCCCCCUGACGGAAAAUUUACUCUUCUGGAGUACCUUUGCAAGCCACUUCUUGGCGCGCAAGCUCCUUUCUACGUGACGCCACAGAUUACUUUUGACAAAUCGGGCGGCCGUUUCAACUGCAUGGUGGGGAUUCGUGGCGCGGGUAGCAUAGGGAAAAACAGGGAUUAUGGAAUUCAUAAAGUUGUCAUUCACCUGCCGCUUCCACCUCAAACAGAGUCGGUGCAGGUCCAUAGCAGCACUCAAGGGACUACAAAUUUCAACAAGACCCGGGGCAUCUUAACAUGGAGCGUCGGGACGCUUUUUCGUGGGACAAGUUCACUAAGCGGUGAAUUCACCUUUUCCACAGACAAGGGAGCGGAUGGUGUGAUACCAUGUACGGGCGAUUCCGCUAUUGUUGAGUUCAACAUCCCUAACCAUCUUUUGAGUUCAAUCCGUAUGGAUAGUGUGCAGGUGCUGAAUGAGAUAGGAAAGCCAUACAAGGGCGUCAAGUACGUCACACAUUCUGGACGCUUUGUAGUGCGUACGGUGUAG
Trypanosoma cruzi is the source of this 1281-nucleotide messenger RNA. RefSeq names its product mu-adaptin 3, putative. NCBI's taxonomy places the organism in Eukaryota, Euglenozoa, Kinetoplastea, Trypanosomatida, Trypanosomatidae. The transcript has a single exon. The coding region runs from base 1 to 1281 and encodes 426 amino acids. Gene Ontology annotation, biological process: endocytosis; intracellular protein transport. The record is from RefSeq and is a predicted model, not a curated record. Gene Ontology annotation, cellular component: cytoplasmic vesicle; clathrin adaptor complex.